CCGCCCACUCCACCUCAGACCUCAGCACGCCCACGUCCGCCUCCUCCGCACUCGUGCCCUCCGCCAUACCCUCAAAACCAUAGGGAUCGCCCAGUAUGGACAUCGCACCAGACGCGGGGCCGAGGCAGCGGCAGCGGCAUCCGCCUGCAUCCGUAUCGACCCAAGAGACGCAGCAAAACGACCGCCCUAAGCUGUCUUCACGGCGGUCGUCGAACCACCCGGGCGGAAAAGUCAAGCAUGGCGCCUUCAUGCAGUUCCUGCGCAUGUGUGCCUUUGCUGCCUACUUCAACGGCAGCAUCAUCGGCAUCUUCGUGACCCAAGCCAUCGGCGCUCCGCUCUACCUUUACAGCAAGGACAUCUUCUACGCCUGGAUGGCCAUGACCAAGCAGCACUUCGGCGUCGUCGUGACGACCAUGACAUACUGGUGGGCGCCCGUCAAGAUGCGCAUCAGCGGCGACGCCAGCGUGCGCGGCCAACUGCGCAAAACGGCAGACGGGCGCAUCGAGACCGAUUUUCCGGAGCGCCUCGUGCUGAUCUCCAACCACCAGAUCUACACCGACUGGAUCUAUCUGUGGUGGAUCGCCUACACCUCCAGCAUGCACGGGCACCUCUACAUCAUCCUCAAAGAGAGCAUAAAAUACAUCCCCAUCCUCGGCACCGGCAUGAUGUUCUACGGCUUCAUCUUCCUCUCACGCAAAUGGGCCACCGACAAGCAGCGCUUCCAGUACCGUCUGAAGAAACUCAGCACCUCGAGCCCGGACGCCAUGACGCCCGACAACCCGCGCGGCCUGAACCCAAUGUGGCUGCUCAUCUUCCCUGAGGGCACGAACCUGAGCGACAACGGCCGCAACGCCUCGGGCAAAUGGGCCGCCAAGAACAACAUCCCAGACCUUAAGCACGCCCUGCUUCCCCGCUCAACGGGGCUGUCGUACUGUCUCCAGGAACUGCGGGAUUCCGUCGACUACAUGUACGACUGCACCCUCGCCUACGAAGGCGUGCCCGCGGGCCAGUACGGCCAGGACCUGUUCUCGCUCCGGGGGAGCUAUUUCCAAGGCCGUCCGCCGAAGAGCGUCAACAUGCACUGGCGGCGUUUCGCCACCAAGGACAUCCCCCUCGGCGACGAAAAAGUGUUCGGCGACUGGCUACUCGAGCGGUGGCGGGAGAAAGACGAGCUGCUGCAGUACUACCUGGACCACGGCAGAUUCCCCGCCGACGAGGGCGUCGGUGCUGAUGCCAAGGGCGAGCAGGUGAAAGGCGCGGGCUGGAUCGAGACAGAGGUCAGACCCCGGUUUUGGUGGGAGUUUGCGACUGUUUUCGUCCCGCUCGCUGCGGUGCUCUUGCUGCUGAGAGUGCUUGCGCAGUUGCGCGCGAGGUUUGGGUAGUAGAAGGCAGGGUUGGAUGUGAUUGGGAGGAUCUGCAAGAGGAAGAUGUGCCAUGGUAGUAGUCUUGGG
This is a messenger RNA of Didymella exigua CBS 183.55, 1451 nucleotides long. RefSeq names its product 1-acyl-sn-glycerol-3-phosphate acyltransferase 2. Gene Ontology annotation, cellular component: endomembrane system. The record is from RefSeq and is a predicted model, not a curated record. The transcript has 4 exons. Lineage: Eukaryota; Fungi; Ascomycota; Dothideomycetes; Pleosporales; Didymellaceae. Bases 96 to 1382 code for a protein of 428 amino acids. Gene Ontology annotation, molecular function: acyltransferase activity.